This is a messenger RNA of Closterium sp. Yama58-4, 2769 nucleotides long. The record is from the annotation of a GenBank genome assembly. NCBI's taxonomy places the organism in Eukaryota, Viridiplantae, Streptophyta, Zygnematophyceae, Desmidiales, Closteriaceae.
AUGGCUUUGAUAAAGGAACGCGACAGAGGAUUUAGCAGCGCGCGGUUCGCGUCGCCAGUGAGCGACAUCAUCCAUGACAGCUUAAAUCCGCGCGGAAUCAGUUACAGCAACAGGUACAGCAGCGGCCGCGAUUCCCGGAGCAUCAGCACGGGCCGGAACGCUAUUGGCGCAAUCGAUCGGCACAUUCGUCGCUGCAGCCGCCACAGCAAUGAGAUGGAUAGCUCCGAGGUGCAUCCGCUGGAUAGACCAAGGUCGGGUCCGCUCGAAGCGGCACUUGACCUCUUCGAAUCGCAAGCGCGGCGGCCUCGACCUAGGCCAAGCACCAGCGGGGAAUUUGGCGGCGCACGGGACGGCGCGCACGAAAUAAGCGCCGCGGUCGGUGCUAUCGGAGGGAACACCGCAACAGGCGACUCGUUGCUCCAUCGCCGCCGCCUUUUCCGCCAUAACUCUGCGGCUUUCAUCCGAGCGCCGCCGCGAGCCGUCGGAUUCUUCGCAUCCCAGUCAUCCAACGGCUCGCCGUGUCCCUCGCCGUCCCCGACGGUCUCCGCGGCGGCUCUCGCGGCGCCCUCACCCACGAGCCGCUCGCGGCUUCUCCAGCGAUUGCGGGGGAAAAGCGAGUCCCCUGCGCGCGCGGACUCCGCGGCUGUCGCGCGGAAUCCAGGCGCAAUUCCACUGAGCCGCAGUGUUGACGAGUCGGCGCCAUUUCCGGCGGAGCAAGAGUCGCGCUCCGAUAUCACAAGGGUAAGAAGCGGGCGAAGCGGUGGGAGAAGGAUGCAGGCGACAAUGAGCGUUGCGAACACCGUCGCGAACAGCGUCGCGAGCAGCGCGAGCGACGCUGGAGCUAGUAAUGUCGCAAGCAUCCCGAGAAGCGGGAGCAGCAGCGGGAGCUUUCCCAGGGUUGCUCGCGUUCCUUCCAGUAGAAACGUCGCAAACGUCGCCGGUGUCGCCAGCGUCGCAAGCAUCGCGAGCCUCGCGAGUCUUGGCGGCGGCAGCAGCGAGUUCAGCGUGUCGACUAUCAAAAGCACUUUCGCGAGCGACGGCAGCGUUGCAUUCAGUCGCAGCAGCAGCAACAGCAGCCUGACGAUGAGCGCGAGCGUCGCGAAUUACAGCUGUAAUAGCGCGGCGACUGGUGCGACUUCAGUCGCAGCGUCGCUGUCCACUAGCGCGACAAGAGCGGAUGUGAUGCAAGCGGGCGUGAGCCUGAGAGACGCGGGUCGGCAGCAGGCAAUGCGAGGCAGUGGGGGACAGCGAGUCAAUCUUGGCAGGAGCAUGCCCGCCCUGCUUCAGCCCCGAAGCGGGGAGGAAGGGGAAGCGGAGCGUGGGGCGGAGAGUGUGGCGGAAGGGGAGGAAGGGGAGGAAGGGGGGGCGGAGGUCGCGGCGGUUUGGGGUGCAGCGGAGGAGAGUGAGGAGUGGGGUGACCUGGAGGAGUUUGCUGACGUGGAGUGUGCCAACUGGCAAGAUAUUUCGGCCAUCUGCCACGCCAGGGACGCUGAGGGAGUCAAGCUGCUUUUUGUCGACAUCUUCGUGGCUGACGUCACAGCAGGCCUUCCUGACGUGGCAGGCAGCGGCAACGCGCAGCAGCAGGAGCCUCCCUCUCGUUCUCGUUCUCAGAUUCACGCUCCUUCUGCGGAAUGCGCGCGAGAACCAGCCGCAGCUGAUGCUGCCGACCCUUCAUCCCACCAGCAUUCGUCGCACAAACAUUCCUCGCACAAGUCAUUGGAGAAAGAGGUUCUCUCCGAGCUCCUCUCCAUAGCUGACAUUCCCGUCGCGUCGCACAAGUCGUCAUCGUCGUCGCACCACCAUUCCCGUCGCCAUGCGGCGCCGGCGACCGUCGUCGACCCAAUGCACCUCAAGACGGCGUCGCAGCACCUGAAGGCAGCGCGACAGCAGCAGAUAGUGGAAUCAGACGCCUCGGAUUCUGCGACGGGUUCGUCUCCGCCAAAGCAAAAGAUUCGCAAUCGGGUUGCUGCGAGUACGAACGCGAACGCGACGCUGGACAGCUUCUUGACGACGUCUGGUAACCAGGCCGAUGGCGAAAACCCCACUUCGGUUGGAGACAACGGGGUUACAAAUGUUUCGGGGGUAGAAGACAUGAUGUUUCCUUCUUAUUCCGGCCAUGCGAAACCGGAUCAAGUCGCCGAAGCUGUCGCAGAUGUCACAGGGCUGAAGAUUCAAGACGCCACAAGCUCAGCGACAAGCGAAAACGACGCGCCGAAAGCGGAUACCAGCGAGAAGAGUGAGAUGAGAAAAAGUAACAGCGUGAGCGCCUUGGAAAAUGCGGUCAAGAAGCCGCACCCGCGGGGUGCGGUGAAUGUCGAAACGUCGGAAGUUCUUGCUGCAAUGCGCGUCUGGGGUGCGAACAGAGGAGCGGCGAACGCGGCGGGGAAUGCGGACUCGGUAUUCAUGCAGCCGUAUCAAGGUAGCAAUUACAGCAGCUACAUCGACGACCACAAAACUUCGCCGAGGGUUUCGUCGGACGCUCCUGCUCGCGAAGAGCCGGUGAAACUGGAAAGAUCGCGCUCGAAAAGUUACCCCGAGUUGGCAGAGCUGGCGAAAUCGGCAGCUGUUCCGAAGAUCAAACCGCUCGGCGGAGUGCGGACCGGGGAGAAAUCAGGGGGAAAAGCCGCGGUUAUGGAUAAGCUUGGAGUUGGUCAAGAGGAUUCGGAAUAUGCAGAUACGGAAUAUUUCGGCUGGCUCUUGUCGGGAGGGUCUAAGUUUGCCAAGCCUGCGAGCACGAGGCAAGGUCAGGAGCAGCCUCCGAGCCAGUAG